GUUGUCUUUCCGCUUGUCUCAAGUGCCGGUGCGAGAUGACUACGCGCACCUCUGGACUAAGAAGGGUCUACAGCAGAAAAAGGAAGACAUCCUCAGAAUCCUCGUUGAGUUUUCGCCGUCUUUCGCAGAGCUUCUGACGAUGGAAACGAAGGAGAAAUUACUGCAGUCGCCCACCAUAGAUGGCUCUACGAAGGCUACUUGUAACGAUGCAGAAAUAGCUGAUGCCGGGGAGACUCUACUGCAUGCAGGAAAUGCUAAGGAAUGUCGCUGUCCUCCAUCUCAAACAACUUCAGUUAGCACAAAAGCUGAGAGGUAUAUCGAUUUAGUAGAGAGCAGGAGCACGAAGCAGCCGAAACGAGAUCUUCUCGAGGAGCCCUCCACAAUGACGUUUUUCGCAAACACCGUCUUGCCCGAAAUUGACGCACACUUUCAAACCGGCACCGAAAAUGUUCCUUCAAAAAACCCGGUACCUAACCAAACUCGUUUGAAGCUUCUCGGUUUUGCGUUUGAGUAUGUUCAUGCGACGACACCUACCAGCAUUCCCGGCGGCCUCCCAGACGUAGGGGAUUUUGACACAUUCAUGCAUUUCAUGCAUUUCUCGCAAAAAUGGAGAACAAGGUACGACUGGCAGAUUGCGCCAGGCAACCGGCCAGUCAUUGCUGGCGGUCUGCAUCCUGCGAAAAUUAUGAGCGCUUCAUUCGCCAAGAAAAAGAAGAAGGUGAGCUGCUUAAAGGGUAUCACCUGCUCUCGUGAAGUAGACCAGCUUGCUUAUACUCAUGGUACUACUUGUUAUUUAAUGGUGGAAUCUCGCCUUGUACCUGAACAAAUGAGUGGGCGUGUCCUUGACACCAUAAACGUUAGUUGUCGAUCAUGCGCAUCUAAGAACUUUGCAGAGCCUCGAGGAUGCCCUACAGCUGCGCAGAUGCUCGAGUGGAUGCGCACUGAGCGCUCCCCUGGACUGGCGAGUGUAAAGCAUGUUGAUGUCGGAUAUGAAGCGGAAAGGCUAGCAGUUCGACAGAAAGAGCAGCACGAGGACAUCGACAAACUACAUGUACGCACGCACGCUACGUCCUCUGAUGACGAUGAAGAGCGUGCUUUCAUGCUUGGCGGAGAGGCUGUCGAAGAACGAGCUCUCGAAGAAAAAAGCUCAUCCGAAACGAGUAGACAACUACAGAAUCCAGACAAAGAAGACCAACAACCGGCACUACCUGUUGAACUCGAUGUCCUCGUAUCCAAGAUGGUUGCUCUCGCAAGCCAAGGUCGUGAGAAGCUUGAAGGGUAUUUCAGCGAUCUUUUGGAGAAAGCAACCCUGGUGCGUCAACUCUUUCUAUAUCCGAACAAUUUGAAUUUUUUCUGGUCUGGGCACAGUGCAAUCGGCUUUACUAUUGGCGAGCGCUCAUGGGAAGGUCUCACACAUUCCAACACCGACGCCCACUUGCUCGCAAAGGAUAUGUUUCUAACGCGUCCUUCGCCAUCCCUAUACAGAGAUCGAGCACAAGAUAUUUCAUCUUCUGGAGCACCUCUAGGAGCGUCGAAAAACAGUUCCUUCCAACACCAGCAACAUGAACCGCGUAGCGGCUAUUGGCAAUUUCAGCGCGACCUCGUAGAGCAUUUGACGGAUGCGUAUUUGAACUUGCAACACACUCCGGCGUAUCUCUUCGGCUCAGGUGCUCUCGUACGAGCAUGGAAUAUCUGCCUACAUGAACCGCCAGAUUCUAGACCUUUACGCCUAUCGGAUCAGGUCGUAAUUGGCCGCCGAUGGAGCGAUCAGCUCUUGCCGUAUGUCCACGAUAUUGAACGAUCCAUGUGGUCGUCUCCAGAUUCAGACGCAGCUACUUGAGAAGCAUAGAUUCCGAUCGAAGCAGCUGUUGGUGUUGAUCUGAACGUAGCUACCCGAACGGACAAAAUUUUGUCGGCACUCCAACAUUCGCCUCUCGAAGAAGGGUGAUCGAAACAGGCACAGUCGAUGCGCGCAGUGGGACAGAGGUCCGUUCACCAGUGGCGGCUCGCUCUUAUCAUCGCUCCCGCAGGGUAUGAACACAUAUGAUCAUGCAGCAGAGGCGCUUCCCUCCUCUGCUCGUGGUAGCCUCAUUAUGGCACCCUCCGACACUACGCAAAGCGCAGUGGCCUGCGACACUACGCGAAGCGCAGUGGGUUGCGUUGCGGAUGCCGAAAACACGGAACAAGGAGAUGGAAGUAGGGAGAAAUUUCCGUCCAUUUCAUUUAAACAUCGGAGGGGCUUUAGAGUAGCGCGUUAAGGAUAUUAGGAACUCCUCCCUAUGCCGGUAUCUACGCGGAAAGUACGUAGGUCGCCCGUCUCGCCGGAGAUGCUAGACGACGACUCGGCGAGUGCGCCAGGUCGUUCUACUUUUGUGAUGCAUGGGGAGUAGACUCUUCGUCCAUCAUGAACUAUAACACGUUACUGGUGUGUAUCCAGUUUUGUGGUCAAGAUUUUUUGUCUUCUCCUUCUUGAGAAAUUCACUUGUGUUUAGUUGAGACGAGCACUUACACAGUAAAUG
Messenger RNA from Amoebophrya sp. A25, 2519 nucleotides. The record is from the annotation of a GenBank genome assembly. NCBI's taxonomy places the organism in Eukaryota, Dinophyceae, Syndiniales, Amoebophryaceae.